This is a messenger RNA of Durusdinium trenchii, 2735 nucleotides long. The record is from the annotation of a GenBank genome assembly. NCBI's taxonomy places the organism in Eukaryota, Dinophyceae, Suessiales, Symbiodiniaceae.
GUUGCAGCUCAAAUUGUACGUGCCACACGGGGCAAAGCAGCAGCCAUGGGGCAAAGCUGCUGUUGUGGAAGAGUGAAAGAGGAGUGGCCGGAGCCAGAGUUCAGGUGCGGGGGAGUCCAAAGCGCAGGACAUGAACUACUUUAUUCCACGGGUACUGGACUUUUGUCUCAUUGCCAGAGGUGAUUCCGGUCAGAGAGUGCACAUUGUUGUCGUCAACAGCAGUGCUUGUGGUUUUUGUCGAUUUCACGGUCCAUGAAAAGGUACUUGCAUUGCCAAGGGGAGUAAGGAAAUCUCAAACUGUUGAGGUUUAUGUAGCUUCUUGCCUGAUUCGCUAUCAUGAAUGGACAGGCUUUCCAUUUUUCAAUAUGGAGAGAUUGAAAUUAUUUGUUACCAAUUCAAGGUAGCAUGUGACGCAGUGACGUAGUGGAAGAGGGAGGGGACAGGGUUUGGACAGCUAACGACGUGUUUGUGACAGAAUCGUUUCUUUGGUGCGAACAUGUGCAAACUAAGUCGAGGAGCUACACACCUCCCAGACACCCUGGUUGACAUGUGCAUCAGCAACCCGCAGCCUGUAAGGAUGUGGUCCAAGACAGUAAAGCAAAGGCACAUUGCAUCCGGCGCAUUACUUGUGACUGGCAUUGUUGCAUUUGGCCCUGGGAAUUUCCGCCUUUCACGACGUGAGGGAUGGCCAGCGCCACAGCGCCAUCACGAGUCAGCUGAGCAAUUGGCUGCUACUCAUCAACGUCAGAUAGCCAUCCUCUCACAGAACAUGUGGAAUUCCUUUUAUGCUGGUGGUCCUCAAAGACUGGAAAGGAUGCAAGCCUUCAAGGAGUUCAUUCAAGAAGCACCUGCAGACAUUCUGGUACUGCAAGAGAUGUUUACCUUUGGUCUUGGACCUCUUUGCGAGAAGAGUGAAGCAGAGCUCUUCCAGCAGUGGAUGUGGGAGUGUGGGUUUCUAUAUCAAACGUCUUCCUUGGCCACCAUGCCCUUCUUGGGUCAAAGCUCUGGACUGAUGAUCUGCUCCAAAAAGCCCACCUUCUCAGAACGACAUCGUAUUUUCACGGAGCGAAGGACAGUUACAGCCAAAGGGUGGUUGGAAGUAGAGGUGCAGUUGUCUUCCAUGGAUUUGGUGAUUCUCACCACGCACAUGGAGCACGCACAGACUCCUAAGUGGCGGCGAGUGCGUGAACAGCAGUGGCGCGAAGUUGUUGACCGAGUUAAGGAACUGCUUCUUGAAAAGGACUCUGUCAUCGUGGUGGGGGACUUCAAUGUUUGCGGACAAGAGCUGGGCAUAGCACUGGACGGAGGCUCCGAAUACAAGAGCAUGGUUGCCAGCUUCGCCCAAUGUGGACUGGCAGAAGUGCCUUUGACUUCGACACUACGAGCCAAUGAGGCCUCGCUUCAAUCUGCGCCAGAUCACGUGUUCGUGACAAGCAGUUUGAAGGAACGGCUGAUGCACUGGGAGGUUUUGGACACGCGUGGAAGGAACCCAGAGAUUGAAGUCUCCGACCACCUUGCACUCUUUGCCAAACUGAACAUUGAAGGAUCGAGACCUGAGACACGAUGAAGCGGUGAAGGUCUGUUGUGAAGGUCUGUGACACGAAAGAUUGAAGUCUCCUGCGCUUUGGGUGGUCAGCAACACGGAAACAUCUUCUGAAUGUACUGCUAUGCAGAUACUAUUACUAUGGUCACUACGGCCAUGCGUGUCGCAGCUGUUUGCAUUUUUGAAAACUCGUGGCCAUGCGCAUGGUCACUCGAGGGUCAAUCCCCUUUCCCGAUCACAGGCCUCAAGGAGCAAGAAAUGAUUUGGCCAUAGAGUCCAUAGAGGGCAUCUCUUGUGUCCUCAAUGCCUGGUACUCCCUCAAGGAGGGACGCCGGUGAAGUGGACCUGUCAUGAUCCCUGGACAGAUCUUUGGAGUUGCUGCUCAUGGGUGUUCGGACGACUCACUUCACCGACUUGGCUUAAAUUCAGGAAGAUGUUGCCAUACUUUCGAACCAUCCACCGACCAAUGCUGCUCACCCAUGCUGUUUGAUAUGUGUCUCGUCUAGAGAGUGGCGGUCCUGACAGUGAGACAGUAUCAGAGCGGUACUGUAUUGGCUGUAUUGCACUUGUGGUGCUUGGGCACAAAAGCAAUCAGAGAGGAGGAAAAGUUUGACAGUUGGGCUUUGUCAGAACUCAUCUAGGAAAUAUGGUUGAGGCAUACUGUUAAUCAUUUCAUGAAGGACACAGAUCACUUUGUUGACUUUGAUCAUUGAUGAGCUUUGCAGUUUCAUCAAGGGAGAUUGGAAGAUAAUGCACUUGUGAAUUUCGAGGUCGCCGCCGCCCACCUUUCGAAAAGUCAAGGCAGAGGCGUGAGAUCUCUACCCUGAACUUUGAAAAGUUUCGUCAAUUCCGAUGUGACUCAAGAACCUGAAGGAGUAGCAGAGGUGGAAGCCAGUCUUGCUGAGGAAGAUCUGCCGAAAUCCCCCAAAAUGCUCACAUCUACAGCUGCUACCCCUGAAAAGCCGCAGGAGGAGCCUGAGCAAACCAGCAAAGAAGCCUCUACGGUCAGCGGCGUUGAGCUGGGCCCACUUGCUUUGUUGAACAAGGGAGGCCAAACUAUGGUUGCAAGACGUGGCAAAGCGCGGCUUUGGGAGGUCAACCGACAGGUUUCACACGAAACCGCAUCGUCGCAGCGCCCGCAUGAUUCAAUGAUGGCAAUUCUGAUAUCGAUUAGUGCUAGAAUGUGCCAGUC